AUGGUCGGAGGUUACUGGGCGGUAAUCGGAGUAGCCAUGUGGUGUGAACACUAUUGUUGUUGUUGCGCCGAUAGAGCUACGGUGUUGGAUCUUGCAGUGCACGUGGUUCUAUGCGCGGUCUGUGGAAGCUUUUCGUCGGUGAUUGUAGUAUGGUGUUGUCUUCGCCGUGGUGGGCGGUUGGAGAUGUGGGAAGUGGAAACUUUAGCUUUUUCAUUGAACUCUCCUCUACUUAUGUUUCUAUUGUGCUUUGUUCUAGAUCUUUCAGAUGAAACAAUCACCAUCUCAAUCAGCCACCUGCAAAACCAAGUCAAUAACAAGCACAAAAAGUUGUGGUGUCGCGAAUUUUGUCAAAGUUUUUUUGUAUGUUAUUUUUCAAGUUUGAUUUGGUAUUGA
Vicia faba (fava bean) is the source of this 393-nucleotide messenger RNA. The record is from the annotation of a GenBank genome assembly. Lineage: Eukaryota; Viridiplantae; Streptophyta; Magnoliopsida; Fabales; Fabaceae.